AUGUACAGCUUUGCAAUUAGAUUCUUUUUCAUUUGUUUUGUUGUGAACCUCAUGGUAUCAUCCAGUUAUGGAUUCCGGAACAGAGGUUAUGGAAAUAAACACAGUAAGGAACUCCAAGUAAAUCAGGCUGCACCUAUGGGCACAGGGAAUGAUGUAUCUCCAUCUAGUCCCGCUACAAUUAAAAGAGGUCUUGGAAUCUCUGCUUGGGGUCUAAUCACACUUAUUAUUUCUAUUAUAUUAGCAAUGGCUGGAAUGUAUUAUUUUUCAAUUUGUUACCCUGUACUUUGUAAGAAGCCUAGAAAGUAUGACAUAAUUGGAUCACCAACUAUAGCCUAA
Molecule: messenger RNA, 336 nt
Organism: Pieris macdunnoughi
Lineage: Eukaryota; Metazoa; Arthropoda; Insecta; Lepidoptera; Pieridae
Source: the annotation of a GenBank genome assembly